Messenger RNA from Meira miltonrushii, 1119 nucleotides. RefSeq lists its product as uncharacterized. NCBI's taxonomy places the organism in Eukaryota, Fungi, Basidiomycota, Exobasidiomycetes, Exobasidiales, Brachybasidiaceae. The coding region runs from base 1 to 1119 and encodes 372 amino acids. Gene Ontology annotation, cellular component: membrane. Gene Ontology annotation, biological process: monoatomic cation transport; transmembrane transport. Gene Ontology annotation, molecular function: monoatomic cation transmembrane transporter activity. The record is from RefSeq and is a predicted model, not a curated record. The transcript has a single exon.
AUGGGCUACAUCACUCCGGCCUCCGAAGAAAGUGAUCCUUUGUUGUUGCGUAGCAAAGUGGUCAAUACAGAUCAAGAGCUUCGUCGAAGACCAAGUAAGGGCAGAAAGUCGGAAAAGAAGAUCCGAAAUUAUUACGAAAAGCAGAAUACGUUGAUCGAAAAUUUACUCAAACCGAUUGCUAAACAUGCCAAAGAGGAUGAAGAUGAGGCCGAAGCUGCCAAUGGAAUGGUGAAUUUUCUCAUCUAUCUCAACAUCGUUGCCAAUUUCGUCUUGGCAGGUUUGCAAUUAUACGCUGCUAUUUCGUCAUUAUCCCUCUCCUUGUUUGCAACGGCAGCUGAUAGCGUUUUCGAUCCGUUUGCCAAUAUCAUCUUGAACCUGCUACACAGGAAAUCGCAUCGACUUGACGAACGUAAAUGGCCAAUUGGAGGUAGUAGAUUGGAGAAUGCAGGAAAUAUUGUCUAUGCGGCCAUUAUGGGAUGUGUCUCCGUCGUUUUGAUUGUCGAAUCGGCCAGGGAUAUUGGAUCCCAUAAACCAGGCGAGAUCAAUAAACUUUACUAUCCAUCCCUUAUUGCCGUGGGAGUCGCUUUCCUCACAAAAGCAGCCUUGGGCGUAUUGAACUAUAUGUACCGCAAGCAUAGCAGUCAAUUGGAUAUGCUUUGGGUGGAUUGUCGAAACGAUUUAUUCAUCAACGGUUUUGGUAUUUUCACAUCUGCUGCUGGUGCAAAGAUUGCUUGGUGGAUCGACCCUACAGGCGCAGUGAUCAUCAGUUUCGGUAUCAUUUUCAGUUGGUCGAGAGCGGCAUACGAACAAUUUCGUGAAUUGUGCGGUGUUGCAGCACCUGUUGAAUUCUUGCAAUUAUGCACUUAUAAUGCUUUGCAUAUUCAUUAUCCGCAUAUCGAUAUGAUUGAUAGCGUUAAAGCUUAUCAUUCUGGUCCAAAGUAUAUCGUUGAAGUGGAUAUCGUGAUGAAACCAGAAACACCUUUAUGGCUCUCGCAUAAUGUCAGUCAAGAUCUUCAAGACAAAAUUGAACAAUUACCAAUGUGCGAACGAGCAUUCGUUCAUGUCGAUUUCGAAGUAGAUCAUAGACCAGAGCAUCAAGCAGCAAAGAAGGUCAAAUAG